Porites evermanni is the source of this 623-nucleotide messenger RNA. Lineage: Eukaryota; Metazoa; Cnidaria; Anthozoa; Scleractinia; Poritidae. The record is from the annotation of a GenBank genome assembly.
GGUGGUACGGUCAGAAAUCACUUUGAGGAAUAUAAGGCUCCUCAUCUCAAUGCAACCAUGGCAACACUGCUUCAGACAAUAAAGAGCAAGGUAUUUGAUGUGAACCAUUCAUAGAUGUUAUUGACAGCAGUAAGCCUAACCACCCCCCCCCCCAUGUCUUAAGUCAGUCCUAUAAUCAAGCUGUGCAUGGUCACCUUUUAUAUAUCCACUUAAUAAAUGUGGACACCUACCCAUAUCCAUAGACAGGAUCAGUAGGGUUGUGGGGUGUAAAUUUGUACACUUCAGUUCCUCUUGGAACUGUUUUUUUGAGAGGUGUAAAAAUGUAAAAAGGAAAGAAAGAUAAAAAGAUGAACUUAAUUUAUUGUCAAUGUUCAUAUUCUUAGAAAGUGCCUUUAUGUGAAUCAGUGGACAGUGCAAUGUUUGAGUGGAGGGUGGAUCUGACGCAGUCUGGAAAUGGAGAUUUUAUCAGUCCGCCAGUGCAAAGCAAGCUGGUAACGACCACUUGUGGAGUGAGGAGAUCGAAUGGUUUCUUUGACCUGCAUAUUUUUGUAGGAAGUGAAAUGGGCAUCACCUCCCUGUUAACAUCAGGAAUGGAAGUGACUCCUCCAAAAAAAGCAAAAUAA